AUGGGAAUAGUCGCGGGGGAUUGCGUGGAAACGAGCCGGAUUGAUUCAAUUUCUUACACCACCCAUACCACUACGAACCAGCUGGUUAGCAGCAACGAUUCCAACAAAAGCUACUUCAAAGCAAAAUCUGAUUUCGUGACAAAACCUAUACCACAAUCGGGGUUGGAGGGCGUAUGGGAGUUCUUGGGAGAGGAGCUUAGUAGUUUUAUUGUUUUGGCUCCGCUGGGAGGAAGAAUGUACGAGAUACCAUCGAUAGAGAUUCUGUUUCCCUACAGAGCAGGGUACUUUUACAACAUACAGUAUCAAGUUACCUGGACAGACAGCAGCAAGGAUUUAGCCUACAUGGAUUGGAUGCGAAGAUUUUACGAGUACAUGACUCCUUAUGUAACUGAAUCGCCCAGGGGUGCGUAUGUCAAUUAUAUAGAUCUCGACUUGGGCACAACCAUUAAUGGAAUAGCAAGCGUGGCAGAAGCAAGAAGCUGGGGUGACAAGUAUUUCGGAGGCAAUUUCGACAGACUGGUGAAGGUGAAGAUCAAAUUUGAUCCUAACAAUGUCUUCAGGAAUUCCCAGAGUAUUCCUAUGAACAAAUGA
Molecule: messenger RNA, 591 nt
Organism: Cryptomeria japonica (Japanese cedar)
Lineage: Eukaryota; Viridiplantae; Streptophyta; Pinopsida; Cupressales; Cupressaceae
Product: berberine bridge enzyme-like 13
Exons: 1
Coding region: 1-591 (196 amino acids)
Molecular function (GO): flavin adenine dinucleotide binding; oxidoreductase activity
Source: RefSeq, a predicted model, not a curated record